Molecule: messenger RNA, 450 nt
Organism: Echinops telfairi (small Madagascar hedgehog)
Lineage: Eukaryota; Metazoa; Chordata; Mammalia; Afrosoricida; Tenrecidae
Product: PITH domain-containing protein 1-like
Exons: 1
Coding region: 1-450 (149 amino acids)
Cellular component (GO): nucleus
Source: RefSeq, a predicted model, not a curated record
AUGCGCUCCAAGUAUGUUGAAAGUGAUGCGGACGAAGAGCUGCUUUUUAAUAUUCCAUUUACCGGCAAUGUCAAGCUUAAAGGCAUCAUCGUAAUGGGAGAGGAUGACGACUCGCACCCCUCUGAGAUGCGGCUGUAUAAAAACAUUCCACAGAUGUCCUUUGGUGAUACAGACAGGGAGCCAGACCAGACCUUUAGUCUGAACCGGGAUGUUACGGGAGAAUUAGAGUAUGCUACAAAAAUUUCUCAUUUUUCAAAUGUCUACCAUUUCUCUAUCCACAUUUCAAAAAACUUUGGAGCAGAUACCACCAAAAUCUUUUAUAUUGGUCUGAGAGGAGAAUGGACUGAGCUUCACCGACAUGAAGUGACCAUUUGCAAUUAUGAAGCAUCAGCCAACCCCUCUGACCACAAAAUCCAUCAGGUUACUCCACAGACUCACUUCAUUUCCUAA